GCACUAGAGACAUACGAUGAUGGAUCAGCGAAACGUGGGGGACCCUUCUUGUGCGCAGGGUGUGGGAACGCAUCCUCCGAGAUCUGCCUCGAGAGGCUAUGAUUACGUAGAUGUGGACCGGAACGCGACGGCCGUGGCCCGUGAUAGCUUUAGAGCAGAGCGCCAGCGCAGAACAGUGAAGCCAGCGCGUUUUUGUUGUAGGUGUUAUUCGGAUCUUCUUUUUCUUUUUCUUUUUUCACUUUAAAGCCGAGUAUUUAUUUUAAUGCCGAUUGCCAGCCCAGAUCAGUGAAGCCAGCGUAUGUGAUCCGAUCGCUGGGAGCAGAUACACGUAGAGUUCGUGUAUUUUGAUUCGUCUCCGAGAGCUCAAACUCACAACUUUGCCAGUCGCUGUGUUGCAACGUAAAUAAAGUCCGACAAGCCAGCAGCCGUACGUGAUCACAUGUGUCGUUUCAACUAGAAAGCACCGCGACGCGGUGACGUUCGCCCCUGGUCGUGCCAAACAUGGCGUGACGUGUCACGUCUAGAUCCCGUUCGCUGUAACCAGUUCGAGCUCCAACUUAUCAGUGACAGUCGCACUCGCCACCAGCCACAUCGCAAACUCCUGUCAUUCGUGUCGCAUCGUCGCAUGGCGGCGUCGAGUGUAUUCGCAUCGUAUCGUCGCACAGCGUCGUGUAUAAUCGCACUGCUGCUAGCCAGCAGCUGCCACUAUCAAGACUCCGCGGAGGCCGCCGCUCCGCCAAAACCUCCGCCAAGGGUUCCGCCGCCUUUCCGCGCAGGGCGCAGCCCUGGCGGCGGAAGGGGCGCGUCUGUGGGAAACGCCGCGUCGCAGCCCGGCGCGUCAUGGCAGCCUGAGCUGACGCUCCUUGCAAACAACUCGUAUGGCGCGCGUUGCCUGGACGGCAGGGUACUACUUCCGCCCGGGUUGGGGGGAGGGCACUGACUCGUGGCACGUGCAUCUGCCCAUGGGCGGGUGGUGCUUCAAUAUAAGCACCUGCGCUGAUCGCGCUAAGACCUUUCUGGGGUCUUCGCGAGCCGAUUUGCAGCUAAAUAAUCCGUACAGCCAUUUUUAUGCGUCCAACCCUGAAUGCAGUUUUAUGCGUCCAACCCUGAAUGCAGUUUUAUGCAGGCGUCAUGAGGGCGUUGUGGGGCUACCAGGGCGUACUGAGCAACAAGGAGAGCCGGAACCCGCGCUUCUUCGACUGGAAUGUGGUGGUGCCCAUCUACUGCGACGGAGGGGGGUUCUCGGGGAGACGCGGGCCGGUGAGGACGAAUCGCAAUGCUACCAUCUAUUUGGAGGGUUGGAAGAUAAUGAAGGCCGUGCUGAAAGACCUCCUCACCAACCGCCCUCUCUACUCAGCCCGCUCGCUACUGCUGUCCGGAGCGUCAGCGGGCGGGCAGGCAGUGGCCACGUUCUGCGGCCUGCUGGCGAACUCUGUAGCCGAUCGCUCUGCUGUCAAGUGCUUGCUUGACUCCGCCUUCUUCACUGACUCUCCGGACCGAGAUGGUUUUCCCUACUUUCAGCGCGCGGUGCAGCAAAUGGCUGAGCUUCACCGGUCUGUUGGCAACCCCCAAUGCGCAAAGGCCCAACCCCCCGACAAGAAGUGGCGGUGUUUCUUCCCUCAGUACGCGCUCGCCUUCCUCUCGCGCCGCCCGGUCUUCAUCGUGCAACCGCUCUUUGACUACCGCGCCCUCGUGCGCGGUAACCAGCUCCCAGAAGAUUACAAUUACGCUAUUGACUGCCUGCGUUCGCUCCUCUCCCUGCCUGUCCUCUCAUCCGGAAAGAGAAUUUUGAUUCCCUCCUCCAACCCCCGCCAAGGCUUCACCUUGGCAACAGCUUAUGGGCAAGAGGACAAGGAAGGCUUGUUACGGAGAUGGAAGCAGAUUGAGGAAGAUGGGUACACUCCAUACCCCAUAUGGGUAGCAGAUUCGCCCAAGGCACCUGUACUGGCAGUGGAAAUUCAGGAAACGGAAGUCCAAGUGACAGGGACAACGGGGGCGGUGCGAGGAGGGACAAGAGAAGCAGCUGGGCCGACCACAUACUGCAAGCAGGACGAGCUAGUGGCUAUACUGAUGGUGGCAAAUAAUGUAGCAAGGUUCACGAAGAUGCUUCGACGGAAAAAAUUGGGGGCGUUCUUGCCUUUGGAAUAUAAGCAUGCGGUGAUCACAUCCGAACUAUGGACGGAAAGUGUAGUAAAUGGGGUCACCAUGAGGGAUGCUGUUGCUUCUUGGUACUUCUCAUAGUGAAUUGGGUAUUGGAAGCUCUU
Molecule: messenger RNA, 2264 nt
Organism: Closterium sp. NIES-67
Lineage: Eukaryota; Viridiplantae; Streptophyta; Zygnematophyceae; Desmidiales; Closteriaceae
Source: the annotation of a GenBank genome assembly